Plasmodium knowlesi strain H is the source of this 1002-nucleotide messenger RNA. RefSeq names its product secreted ookinete protein 25, putative. Lineage: Eukaryota; Apicomplexa; Aconoidasida; Haemosporida; Plasmodiidae. The transcript has a single exon. The coding region runs from base 1 to 1002 and encodes 333 amino acids. The record is from RefSeq and is a predicted model, not a curated record.
AUGGCUAAGACAUGUUACUUCCCAUUUUUGUUCCUUACAUAUUUUUUUUUGAGCUCAACCUUGUUGGCGGUGGCCAGAUCGGAUGAUAGAUAUGUUGAUAAUGAAUCAGCACCAGAAGUAUAUCAAAGGAGGGAUGAUAAUACAGCAGUGGUUCCCCAAGAGGACUCCCUUUUACAAAACAGUGAACCCGUGGUAACGUUAAACGAAAAAAUAGAAUUAUUGACCAAAACAUAUGCCUCAAAUCUAUCUAAGUAUGUAAGCUCCAUGAGAGAGUUAUUUCAUUUGUACAACUCCAUCAUUGACAUCAAGGAGGAUCUCAAUUACGGAUCAAUAACACUAGACAUGGAAUUUCCCGAUCGUAAGGGAAGUGAUGACUUUGCUAAUUUUAACAUCAUUUUCUCUGCACGAAAAAAAAAUGAGGUUAGCAAAAAAUAUGAAUAUGUAAAUGCAACACAUUCUGCUAGUUUCAAUUUGGAUGAAUUAUUAAGAGAAAACAAAGAUGUAAAUGGACUUGAUAAUGUAUCUUUUGGAACAAGAGUCGGCGAAGAUGUUAUUUCGGGUGAUUCUACCAAUGUUUGCAAAGCUAUUAAGGGCAGUGAACUCGACGCCACAAAACUUUUUAUCACGGUAAAUAAGGAAGGCGAAGACAAGUUUUCUGUUUCAAAUCUUGACGAUUUUGUGGGAGAAUGUUUGAAGGAUGCGCAGGAUGCUUUAGCGCAGAGAGACGCUUCAGAUAAGAAGAAAAAAAAAGAUGGAAAUUUGCAAAGUGUUUAUCCGGUUAGUGGAAGUGAGGCUAGUGGCAGCCAGGCUAACAGUAGCCAAAACAUAGUCCAGAAACCAAAGGAAAAUAGAAAGGCUUUAAUGGAUGAUUUCAAAGAGAGCUUGGUGUCGAAGAACAUGGCAAGGUGUAAAGCGUCUGCCAAACUGCUAAUGGCAAAUUCGACGGUAUCUAGUUUAAUGUACCUGUUCAUAGUAAUAGCACUAGGCAUCUGCUUGAUGUAG